Molecule: messenger RNA, 348 nt
Organism: Staurois parvus
Lineage: Eukaryota; Metazoa; Chordata; Amphibia; Anura; Ranidae
Source: the annotation of a GenBank genome assembly
AUCAGAGUGUUCGGCGGUGGUAAAGCACAUAUGCCCACAUUCCAAGCCAGAAACGCUCCAAGUUGGAGAACAAAGCCAUAGAAGGCAUUCUGGUGGGCUACAGUGAGCAGAAGGAAGGGAUAUAGAAUCCUUUGUCCAAAGACCAACAAGGUCACAGUAAGCCGCAGUGUUUAUUUUAAUGAAAAGUGAAGCAUCAGAUAAUACAAUUCUUGAAAAAUGUGGAGAGGAUUUACACGCUGAAUCGGCAAGAGACACUGACCUUCAUGCGAAGCAGGACAAGAGCCAGAACAAGAAGUGGAACUUACAAUCAACGAGCCAAUAGAACCCACUGAACAACAAGAAAUCAGA